This is a messenger RNA of Triplophysa dalaica, 2743 nucleotides long. It is a transcript of the gene vps26bl, whose product is annotated as vacuolar protein sorting 26 homolog B, like. The coding region runs from base 220 to 1218 and encodes 332 amino acids. Gene Ontology annotation, cellular component: endosome; retromer complex. Lineage: Eukaryota; Metazoa; Chordata; Actinopteri; Cypriniformes; Nemacheilidae. The transcript is spliced from 6 exons. Gene Ontology annotation, biological process: retrograde transport, endosome to Golgi; intracellular protein transport. The record is from RefSeq and is a predicted model, not a curated record.
UUCAGAAGCUUGUGCCUGUACACAACUGAAGAAACCUUCCGCAGUAAUUAAUGAAAAAGCGACCAAAUGAAUAAUUAGCAAAUGCGUUUUGAACAUAUAAAUAUAAAAUACAUGCAUUUCAGAAAAUAAAGCAGCUAGCGUUAGUUUGUGAACGGAACGGUAUUGUAUUGAUGUGGAAUCGGACCAGUUGUUAAAUACAACAAGGAUUUCAGUGUCGGGAUGAGCUUCUUCAGUUUCGGACAGAGUGCUGAAAUUGACAUAGUUCUGAAUGAUGCCGAGACGAGAAAAAAGGUGGAGCACAAAACAGAGGAUGGAAAAAAGGACAAAUAUUUUCUGUUCUACGACGGGGAGACAGUCUCUGGGAAAGUCAACGUAACCCUGAAAAAUCCAGGGAAAAGGCUGGAACAUCAAGGCAUCAAAAUUGAAUUUAUCGGCCAAAUCGAGUUGUAUUAUGACAGAGGGAACCACCAUGAGUUUGUGUCUCUGGUGAAGGAUUUAGCUCGACCUGGAGAAAUGGCCCAAUCCCAGACCUUUGAUUUCGAGUUUACGCAUGUGGAGAAACCAUAUGAAUCCUACACGGGCCAAAAUGUAAAACUUCGUUAUUUCCUGCGGGCCACAAUCAGCAGGAGACUAAAUGACGUCAGCAAAGAGAUGGACAUUGUGGUGCACACGCUCAGUACGUAUCCAGAACUCAACUCCUCCAUAAAGAUGGAGGUGGGAAUCGAGGACUGUCUGCACAUUGAGUUUGAGUACAACAAGUCCAAGUAUCACCUAAAAGAUGUCAUCGUUGGGAAGAUCUAUUUCCUGUUGGUGCGAAUCAAGAUCAAACAUAUGGAAAUCGACAUAAUUAAACGUGAAACAACAGGAACGGGGCCAAAUGUGUACCAUGAAAACGACACCAUUGCAAAAUACGAGAUUAUGGAUGGAGCACCUGUCCGAGGCGAAUCCAUCCCAAUCCGUCUUUUCUUGGCUGGGUAUGAGAUGACUCCUACCAUGAGAGACAUUAAUAAAAAGUUCUCUGUACGUUAUUACCUGAACCUCGUGCUCAUCGACGAAGAAGAGAGACGCUACUUCAAGCAACAGGAGAUCACGCUGUGGAGGAAGGGAGAUAUUGUAAGAAAGAGCAUGUCCCACCAUGCAGCCAUUGCCUCUCAACGCUUUGAAGGUUCCGCAAGUGCAGAGAAAGCUCUCGCUCAGGCUAAAGAGGACAGCAACUAAACUCAACCACGUGAACCCAUCAUCUCGUGUGUGUGUGUAUGUGCAUGUGUGUAUGGAUUUUAAGAAGGCCUGAGCUCCCAACGCAGUUGAGGAGUGUAAACGUAAGAUUUUACAUUCCUAAACAAAUAUAGUUUAUUCUUAUUGUAAGUACAGUAGCUUUUAAAAGGGAUGGAUAAGAAAAGCAAAAACGCUUGAUUUAAAAAAACACGCUUCAAUAUUUACAAAUUUGUCCUCGCGGCCAGAAAUAUCUUGCUCCGUGUAUGUUAUAGAAAUUCAAAUAAGUUUUUAAUAUAUCAACAGUCCAUCUGGUAAACACAAACACAUUCCAUUCUCUAUAUUCCACUUGCAGUCUUUUAUAAAUCAUGCGUUUAAUAUUCAUAUUGUUUUUCUUGCAUUACAUAUACAUUUAUACAGUGUUCAGUUUCUGUUUCCGAAAUAGCGUUGAACAAAUUCAUAUUUUUGUAGUGAUUUCAAACUGUUGGAAAGAUUUUUUAUACAGUAUGUGUACCAGUCCAUGCCUUUUUACUUCUGUUGCCAUUCCUGAAGACAGAUUAUGGAAUUCAGAGUCUUAACUAAUGUGAAACAUGUCUUAGGUGGUUACCCCAAACCCCAUAUCAUCCCAAAUUUACUUACACAUUUCUAUUUAGACUAAAUUGUGUUUAGGCAAACAAACCAAAUGAUUGACACUGAGUAGCUGAACUGAAAGGCAACUGAAUUUUUGUUUAAACAGAACGUGUCUUGAAGUGAUAGUCUUAGCUCCUACACUUUCAAGUGUAAAGAAGAUUUCAAUUAAAUUCAGUAUUAUGUGGGAGUUUGGAAACAACAAUAUUGGACCAAGUUGAUUCCAAUUGAUAGACACGUUUAUAUUUUUGGCAUUUUGUUUUGUUAUGACCAACAUCAGAAAUCUUUUUUAUGUUGUAGCGCUAUUUAACAACCUGUCAAACUGCACUUGCGGUGCAGCUUGAUGAAUUCUGACAGAGCGUGCGGUCUUGAAUGUUUGAAAAACAGAGGUAGCAUAUAAAACGAUUUACUGGAAGUGAUGGAAUUUGGCACUUUAUGCCCAUUUUCAGAGAGCUGCAGCCUUUCAAAUGAAUGCUUUGUUAGUUACUCUCCAGUCGUAAUUAUUGCUUUUUGUCGUGUUUGGACAGUGGGGGUGUUUAUCCAUCCAAAAACAUCCAGGAUGAAUCAUCCUAUGAUGACCUGCUUUCUCUGGAGCUGUAAUUUCAACAGAUUGCUCUUUUGCUAGUACUUACAUUUACUUAAGUGGAAAAAUAUCCUUGUGUCAGGGAACAGAUAUAAACUAAACCACAGUAAAUCUAGCGUGUGCUUGCACACCAGUGUCCGAAUACUGGUUCUAAAUUGCUGUAAUGUUUGUGUAACUGUUCUGUCUACCUUCAGGAGCGACUGUGCAUAUGUUUGCAGCUGUGUUUGGCCGAUAGAGUAACUCUUGCUUCUGAUGUCAGGACGCAAGACCUAACAGCUGAGGCCUAUAUAGAACAUGUAUAAAACUUCCACAUGUAACUGU